Messenger RNA from Topomyia yanbarensis, 3506 nucleotides. Its product is annotated as zinc finger FYVE domain-containing protein 1-like. Lineage: Eukaryota; Metazoa; Arthropoda; Insecta; Diptera; Culicidae. The record is from RefSeq and is a predicted model, not a curated record. The transcript is spliced from 6 exons. The coding region runs from base 650 to 3007 and encodes 785 amino acids. Gene Ontology annotation, molecular function: metal ion binding.
AGGCAGGCAUCAGCGAAAGGAAAACAAGACUCAAAAGGUUUUGCUGUCUCGGGUUUGCAAAGCUGUACAAAUUCUUAUCAUUCCCAGUUCUGCGCGCUUAGUCACGUCGGCUAACUUUCGUCGUAGGUUCUUUUCCGUGCGUGAAACGAGCUGAAAAAACUGCGUAAAGUGGCUUCAAACACCGGAUGUAACAGUACGAAGCGUAUCCACUUCAAGUGUUCACGGAGUACAGCCCAAAUUUGGAUGAAGAAAAACGUGUGCAUGUUCUUUUUCUUCUGCGAAUAUACCCCAUCGCUGAGGAAGAUGUGAAUGGGUUGCCGGAGCGCAGCGCAGAGCAGAGAAGUAAAAAAGCGAUUGCCAGGGCAGAGCCUUACUGCGUGUUUGUUUAUGUUUUCGUCAGCAUAAUUUGUGCUGCAAAUUUUCAUCAAACUCGUGAAUGUGUGUGAUUUGUGCUCUUUAUUAACAAUAAUCAUUAAAGAUAAGUUUUUUUUUAUUCGCGUUCGAGUGUCUGGAACAAAGACCAAGUUGGGUGAACUCGCUCAAGGAAGCAGUGUUUUGUUUUAACUGAGAGGACAGUAACUGAAGGUGGGGGAAAGAGGCAGCCCAGCCCGUUUACCAAUAACCCAGCUUGAUUGGAAAAGGCUUUGUGAUGAUGACAGAAAUAGAACCGAACAGUUUCGAGGACCUGGGAGAAAAUGAGAUCCCGCAGAUCGUGACAUACCCGCAAAGGUCUCCGACCAGUUAUUCAUCCCAGCCGGAUGUGGUAUCGGGGAACGAUUCGGCCCCGUUUCUCUCGCUAAGCUUGGUCAACGAGGAGGACGGCGCAACGACAUCACCCAAUGGAAGCGGCGGUUCCAGAAAAACCGACAGGUUCGCCAAAAGCUUCCUGCUGAUGGACGAACAGGAAAACGUACAGCUACAGUCGGCAGAACAUUUCUGCAAACGGUUGGGCGCGGCACCGGAGUCAAAGAUCAAGGUAGUUUCCAUUUUCGGAAACACCGGCGAUGGCAAAAGUCACACCAUGAAUCACGCCUUCUUUGGUGGGAAGGAAGUUUUCAAAACUUCUUCGCACCAGAGUUCCUGUACGAUGGGAAUUUUGGCAUCUUUCCAUAAGAGCUACAAUGUGUUGUGCUUGGACACCGAAGGGCUGCUCGGGGAAACCAUCAAUGAGAACAAACAGAUGAGAAUGCUGCUCAAAGUGUUGGCCAUUUCGGAUAUCAUUAUUUACCGGACGCGUUCGGAGCGACUGCGAUCGGAUAUGUACAAAUUUCUGGGAACAGCUUCCGAGGCUUUCACCAAGUUUUUCUUCACUGCCCUGCAAUCGCUGUCCCUGCCAGGAACACCCCAGUCACUGGGUCCGGCGGUUAUAAUCUUUCAUGAAACGCAACACACCGAGGUUUUGAAGGAGGAUGAUGAGGGGAAAAAAGAGGAAGACAUUUUGAGGGAACGGUUUGCCAAAAGUCAGCUUGACCUGACGGCAUUUAGCUCGUUGCGGUACGUCGGCAUACGGACGAAUACGCCACCCACGAAUUAUGAACCGUUGAGAAUGGCACUGGAGAAAGAGCUCAAAAAUACAACCGUUCGGUCGCCACGGCAACCGACGGUCGUCUUCGAGGCACUGCUUGCGCUCAAUCGUCAGUUCAACGGGGAGCUUUCGUCCAUUCCUAACCACAUUUUCCCCGAACAAUUUUUCACCUGUACCACUUACUGCAAGUCCUGCGAAGCACGCUGCCAGCUGUCAUCGGGUCAUUUGCGAUUAAAGGAGGACCACAAGUGCGCACGUACAUGCAAAUACCAACACCAGUUCGAGAAUAAGGUUUACCUUUGCAACAAGUGCCAUUACAAUGGGCGACCGGUGGUCGUAACCAUCAAGACACAAACAAGCAACGACUCUUCCUGGCUGGGACUGGCCAAGUUCGCCUGGAGUGGAUCGGUUAUCGAGUGCCCAUACUGUGGGGAAAUUUACCGCUCCCGGCAGCACUGGUAUGGAAACAAGCCACCGGAGCAGACCUCGGUUAGAACCGAAAUCGUGCAUGUUUGGAACGAUGGUGGUCUGGUGACCCGUGGUCCUACCCACUCUGCUCAACUGGUGCUGGACGGAGUGGCAUAUCUAACCGACGCGUUGGUCAGCGUUGGAGAGCAGCCAACAAAAACGCUCAAAUCCUGGGUUGCGGAUAAGAUCCGUCCAACCUAUUGGCGACCAGAUAGUGAAAUCAUUUACUGCAAAGGAUGCACCUGCAAUUUCGAGCGGCUCGAGCUGAAGAAGCACCACUGUCGCAACUGUGGAGAUGGAUUCUGCAGUGCCUGCUCGAAGACCAAGAUGCCCGUGGUUAAUCGCGGUUGGGACUAUCCGGUGCGGGUAUGCAACGGCUGCCGGGAUCUACUGAGUAGGGCACAGUCGUCCAACGGGACAAACGUAGGUUCUACACGAGCCGCUAGCAGCGAAAGUGAACCGGACAAGACAUCUACUUGCAACAGCAAUAGCGCAAGCGAUGCAGAGAUCAAUGUUACGGCAAGAAAAUACGGCGAGGCCGUUAUCAACACGCUGAGUAACCUCGGUGCCGUACUGGAAUACCCUAAAGACUUAAUAAAGGAUUCCGCUCGCCCAUCGUACUGGGUCCCGGAUGCGGAAGCCGCUCGCUGUAACAUCUGCGAGCUGAUGUUCGGUUCACCGGAGGAACUCAAUUCCGCCAACCCGUUAGUUCAGGCCGGUUCGACCAUCAACGGGAAGAACGUGAUGCGUCAGCUGGCGCUUGCGGCAGGAGAUACCACACCGCCAGCGUCGCCUGGUAACCCGUCAAAUAAUCGAGGAACCGCUCUGGUACCGUCACCGUCGCCAUCUCCCUCACACUCAUCCUAUCACGUCAUCGACCGGCGGAGACAUCACUGCCGGGCCUGUGGGACAGCGGUUUGCGCCGGUUGCUCCGAACAUCGUCGGCCCGUUCCGAAGCGAGGUUGGCUGAACGAUGUCCGGGUGUGCAAUAGUUGCUUCUCCAGUGCCGAUUGAGUUCGGGUUAUGUUUACAUCUAAGGAAAUUGGUUAUAUUAAUUGACAGAAUAUUGAACGGAAUGAAACAAUUCGAAUGAUGGAACUCGAUUGUGAUAGUUGGUUUAACUGCGUUUUAUUGCUUUACAAAUAUUUUGUUCGUUUGUCUUAGCUAGUGAAAAGAUUUGGAAAGCCAUAAGAUGGGUUGUAUCGUUCUGUGGUUUGUUGCUGAGAAAGAGACUGCGACUGGGAUGAAACAUAGACAAAUCCAGUGUUUUUGAUAUUGUCUGCAAAUAUUUUUUAAGUAUUUGUCAGACGCACGCUAGGUUACGCCUAAAAACGUAUUGAAACUAUUUCGGGAAAAUGACUUGACGCUACAAAUGAAACCUAGAUCAACUAAUCCUCGUAUUACAACUUAGGUCUAUUGCAGCUUGCUUUUAUUGCGUAUAUUAUUCAGAGCGGUAGAAACAGAUAUUGUUGAUGAUUAUUAUUUUACAGUAAAAUAAAUGAUUUCUAUAUAA